This is a messenger RNA of Prosopis cineraria, 3978 nucleotides long. RefSeq lists its product as uncharacterized. Bases 1139 to 3838 code for a protein of 899 amino acids. The record is from RefSeq and is a predicted model, not a curated record. The transcript is spliced from 7 exons. Gene Ontology annotation, molecular function: protein dimerization activity; DNA binding. NCBI's taxonomy places the organism in Eukaryota, Viridiplantae, Streptophyta, Magnoliopsida, Fabales, Fabaceae.
AGAUCAUAAAUUCAAUUAAAUUCAUUAUUUUUUUGGCCCCCUCCUCAUGUUUGAAUAGUUAUUUUCCAUUUGUUUUCCUGGUUAUGCUAGAGAUAUUAGUAGCUGCUGAGAAUUUCAGCUUGAGAUUCAUGUAUUUUUUUGUCCUGCGUUUAGUGGGAUAUAUGGAUUAACUUGAUUACCUGGAGAACACACACUUUGGAAAAUAAACACUUUUAAAUUUGUUGCUUUUGGUUUGGGUUGAUCAGAUGCUAAUUGCUAGCACCAAGCUAAUAGAGCUUCAGGAAAGAUGUGAAGGAAGAGAACAAAAGAAUCUAAGUGCUUGUUGCUCUCUGAAGCAGUUAUUAAUCUCCAAAUGUUGCCCUUUUUUUCAGAUGUUUUUGGAACUCCUUAUAUCUUUGCUUAUAGGAACUCUUAGUUAUUGGGUAACCACUUUCAAUUAACUAUUCUCUUAACAGUAUACUAUCCUCUCAAAUUCCAUCUUACAAUAAUCAUCCCUUGAUAUCUCCUAAUUCCUAAACACUUAAGUGUUAAUCCUUGGCUGUUGUUGGGAUGUCUUUCUUCUCUUGGUUUCCAGGACAAGGCCUCGCUUUGCACCUUCUUCCUUGGCAACGCACUCAUAAAGUUUUUUUUUUUUUUUUUUAAGUUGCAGCUACUGCAAACAGCAAAGGAGUUUGCUUUUAUUUUUGUAGUUGCUAUUUGUUCUUUCUAUACUUUUUAUGGCAUGAUUUUAAUCCUCACAGUAGAGCCUAUCAAUUGAACUCCCCUACCCCUCUUUUCCCAUCCUUUCUAUAGAAUGGGCAAAAGAUACAUCGGAUUGUUGAAACAUCUCAGAGUUACAAAAAUAGUCACGAUUUGGUAAUAUAUAUGACAGACAUCCCUGAAAAGUAGCAGAAUUGAUACAAAACAUAGUCCAGGUCACAGUAGCAGAUUGAUCACAUACUUGAUCAACAGCUGCAAUAAACAUAAGCUCUGAAAUCUGGGCAGCAGUUUUCCUACAGAAGUGCACACCUUGAUCACUGGAACAGGGAAAGCUCUUAGAUUUCUGGAUAUGUUAUAAUUGUGGGACUUUUAUUCCUUGGACUCAGCAUUCUUUCAGAUGUGAGUGGAGGAUUUCUGUUUUGGAUAAAUAUUUGAACUAAUGGCUCCAAUUCGCUCCACCGGAUUUGUUGAUCCUGGUUGGGAUCAUGGCGUUGCUCAAGACGAGCGGAAGAAGAAGGUUAGAUGUAAUUACUGUGGAAAAAUAGUUAGUGGUGGCAUAUACAGAUUAAAGCAGCAUCUAGCACGAGUUUCUGGGGAAGUAACAUAUUGUGAAAAGGCUCCAGAAGAAGUCUACCAAAAAAUGAAGGAAAACCUUGAAGGAUGCCGUUCCAAUAAGAAACAAAAGCAAGUUGAAGCACAAGCAUAUCUGAAGUUCCAUUCUAAUGAUGAGGAAGAUGAGGAAGAGCGAGUUGGGUAUAGAAGCAAAGGGAAGCAGUUGAUGGUUGAUAGAAAUGUUUCUGUAAAUUUAACUCCUCUUAGAUCAUUGGGAUAUGUUGACCCAGGUUGGGAGCAUGGCACUGCUCAGGAUGAGAGAAAGAAGAAAGUCAAGUGCAAUUACUGUGAAAAAGUUGUUAGUGGAGGUAUAAAUCGGUUUAAACAGCAUCUGGCAAGGAUUCCUGGAGAGGUAGCACCUUGUAAACAUGCUCCUGAGGAAGUUUAUCUUAAGAUGAAAGAGAAUAUGAAAUGGCAUCGCACUGGAAGGAGACAUCGACGACCUGAGGCCAAGGACUUUCCAGUUUUCUAUUCAAAGUCAGAUAAUGAAGAGGAAGAAGAUGAGCAAGGUGAUGAUGCACUGCAUCAUUUGAACAAGGAAACUCUGUUAGAUGUUGACAAGAGAUUAUCUAAGGAUUUAAGAAAGAACUUUAAGGGUUUGUCGCCUAGCAGUGGUCCUGAGCCAGUAUUAAGAAGAUCAAGAUUGGAUUCUGUUUAUCUGAAAUUGCCAAAGAACCAGACACCUCAAACUUACAAACCACUAAAAGUUAAGACAGGCCCCACUAAAAAAUCACGCAAGGAAGUUAUUUCAACAAUUUGCAAGUUCUUUUAUCAUGCAGGGGUUCCUUUACAGGCUGCAAACUCCAUAUACUUUCACAAGAUGCUGGAAGUAGUUGGUCAAUAUGGACAAGGACUGGUAUGCCCUCCAAGCCAACUAAUUUCUGGUCGGUUUCUUCAGGAGGAAAUCAACACAAUUAAGAAUUACCUAGUUGAUUAUAAGGCUUCUUGGGCAUUUACUGGUUGUUCUAUAAUGGCAGAUAGUUGGAGAGAUACCCAGGGUAGGACUUUAAUUAACUUUCUGGUUUCUUGUCCUCAUGGUGUUUAUUUUGUUUCUUCAGUUGAUGCCACUAAUGUUGUAGAAGAUGCAUCAAAUUUAUUUAAGCUUCUAGAUGAAGUGGUGGAAGAGAUAGGCGAGGAAAGUGUAGUGCAGGUAAUUACUGAAAAUACUCCCAGCUAUAAAGCUGCUGGGAAAAUGCUUGAAGAGAGGAGAAGGAACUUAUUCUGGACCCCAUGUGCUGCCUACUGUAUUGAUAGGAUGCUUGAAGAUUUUGUGAAGAUAAAAUGUGUUGGAGAGUGCAUGGAAAAGGGCCAAAAAAUUACAAGGCUCAUAUACAAUCAAAUAUGGUUGUUAAAUCUUAUGAAGAGUGAAUUUACUCAGGGACAGGAGCUUCUAAAGCCAGCUGGCACCCGCUGUGCCUCUAGCUUUUCUACAUUACAAAGCUUGCUGGAUCAUCGAGUUGGUCUUAGAAGAAUGUUUACAUCAAACAAAUGGCUUUCAUCUAGGUUCUCAGGCACGAUUGAAGGGAAGGAGGUGGAAAAAAUUAUUUUGAAUGUUACAUUCUGGAAGAAAAUGCAGUAUGUCAGGAAGUCAGUAGACCCAAUAAUGCAAGUACUUCAAAAGCUUUUCAGUGGCGAAUGCUUGUCAAUGCCAUAUAUAUACAAUGACAUGUGCAGGGCGAAACUUGCAAUCAAAGCCAUUCACAGUGAUGAUGCUCAUAAAUAUGAACCAUUCUGGAAGGUGAUAGACAAUCACUGGAACUCUCUUUUCUAUCACCCUCUUUAUUUGGCUGCCUACUUCUUAAAUCCAUCAUACCGGUAUCGUCCGGAUUUUGUGGCGCAUUCUGAGGUGGUACGUGGACUCAAUGAAUGCAUCGUGCGGCUGGAGCCAGAUAACAUGAGACGGAUUUCAGCAUCAAUGCAGAUUUCUGAUUAUAAUUCUGCGAAGGCUGAUCUUGGAACUGAACUGGCAAUCAGCACUAGAACAGAGCUUGAACCAGCUGCUUGGUGGCAACAACAUGGAAUAAGUUGCUUAGAACUGCAAAGAAUAGCUGUGCGCAUAUUAAGUCAGACAAGCUCAUCCUUUGGGUGUGAGCAUGAUUGGAGUAUAUAUGAUCAGAUACACAGUAAAAGGCAGAAUCGUUUAUCCCAGAAGAAACUGAAUGAUCUCAUCUAUGUUCACUACAACUUGCGACUUAGAGAAUGCCAGUUAAGAAAAAGGUCCAAGGACUCGAGCUCUGUCUCUGUUGACACUGUCCUGCAAGAGACUUUGCUUGAGGAUUGGAUAUAUGAUGCAAACCUACAAAGCGCUGGUGGUGAAAAGGUUAUCAGUUUUGGAGUCGAACAAGAUGAUGAAUGCGAAAACGAUUCGAUUGAUUAUGAAGAUGGAGGUGCAAGGCCUGUGAAGGAGUCUCUUGAGCUGGUUGCUAUGGUUGACGUAGGAUCAUUGGAUGGAGAUCAUGCUAACAUGGAUGCCGCCACUGACGAUGAAUCUGAUCUGAAAUAUUUUGGUGAUGAUCUGAGUGAGUAAUAAUCAGGUUUCAUGUAUCAUUGUUUACUAGUAGUAACUACUAAUAUUCUGCGAAGAAAAAUAUGAAAAACUUUCUCCUCACAAGCCAUGUAUUGGAUAUCUAUUUUUAUCUAUUGAAAGCAAUAUCAGUUGAGAUGGAA